Messenger RNA from Neltuma alba, 2069 nucleotides. RefSeq names its product polygalacturonase 1 beta-like protein 3. NCBI's taxonomy places the organism in Eukaryota, Viridiplantae, Streptophyta, Magnoliopsida, Fabales, Fabaceae. The record is from RefSeq and is a predicted model, not a curated record. Bases 1 to 2031 code for a protein of 676 amino acids. The transcript is spliced from 2 exons.
AUGAACUCCGAAUUCAGCUCAGCGGAGGUAAUGAGCCUUGUAGAGUCCGUAGCGGUGACGCAACGCAUCCCGCCACCGUCUAAUGUGUCACUUUUUGUGGCAUUCUUAGUAGGGUUUGACGGCGGUGAUAUUCGUCAUUCAUCAAUGCAGGUUAGUUUUGCCGCCGUUGGAGGCUCCGGCGAGGCUGCGGCGAGGGAGAAGAAUCCAUUCACUCCAAAAGCUUUUCUGCAACGUUAUUGGGAUAAAAAGAUCACCAACAAUUUGCCAAAACCAUCGUUUUUGCUCUCGAAGGCUUCUCCACUGAGUGCCGUCGACACGGCGACUUUUGCUCAGCUUGCAGCCACCAAUACGCUCUCCACGCGCCUCCAUGAAUUCUGCUCCUCCGCCCACCUUGUCUGUUCGAUAGAGUCGGCACGAACCUCAGGAAAGCACAAUCAAUAUGGCAAUUUCGCUGUCUAUCAAGAUCCCAAAAACUUCACAAAUUAUGGAUCGGAUCAGCUCGGCGGAGGUAACUCGUUCAAAAACUACUCCCAGAAUCAGUUCCUCACGCCGAGUCAGAACGAUUUCCGACGAUACAGCCGAGGCUCCACUGAUCGCAAAGACGACUUCCGCAGCUACGCCUCGCAAAGCGAGCACGUGGAACAGGACUUCCACACCUACGGAACCGGAGCCAUCGGCGGUGCCGGCGAGUUCAAGCAGUACACUGAUUCAGUCAACGAGUUACACCUCCGAUUCACCUCCUACUCCGACGCCACUAAUGCGAGGACCCAAUCGUUCUCCAGUUAUUCCGACGAGUCAAACUCUGGGGACCAGACCUUCACCAGCUAUGCCAAGAAUGGGAACGGAGCUCUCAACGAAUUCAACAGCUACCAGACGCAUUCCAACGUCAUCGAGUCUAACUUCACAAAUUACGGCGAGACUGGGAAUGGCGGGACUGAUAAAUUUAACAAUUACGGAGACAACAUGAACGUCCCAAAUAAUAACUUCAAAAAUUACGGAGAUGGAGGCAACGGACCUAUUGAAAGCUUUAUUAAUUACAGAAAUGGAUCCAAUGUCGGCGCCGAUGGCUUCACAUCCUACGCGAAGAACUCUAACGGCGGAAUAGUUGACUUCAUGAAUUAUGGGAACGACGGCAACAUGGGCGCAGACACGUUCACUAAGUACGGUAAGGGGGCCGUCGAUCCCAAGGUUGGAUUCAAAGGCUAUAAUGUUUUGAAAGACACCCACGAGUUCAAAGAAUAUGCCAAAGAGGGUAUCUCAUUCGCAGAAUAUAAUAAUGAUAGCUCCACCAACAGCGCUUCCAUGGCGUCCAAAGCUGAAGCUGGCAGUGCCAGUGGCAGGAUCGUAAAUAAAUGGGUGGAACCGGGCAAAUUCUUCCGUGAGGCGAUGCUCAAAGAAGGGACCGUAAUGCCUAUGCCGGAUAUAAGAGAUAAGAUGCCGGAAAGGUCGUUUUUGCCCCGAUCCAUCCUGUCCAAACUACCGUUUUCAUCUUCCAAGAUCUCUGAGCUGAAGCAAAUAUUCAAGGUGGAGAAUGACUCGUCCAUGGAGAAGGUUCUAGAGAGUUCGUUGGGUGAGUGCGAGAGGGCACCGAGCCGGGGUGAGACCAAGCGGUGCGUGGGCUCCGUCGAGGACAUGAUCGACUUCGCGAUUUCAGUUCUGGGCCACGACGUAACAGUUCGAACCACUGAGAACGUAAACGGGUCGAAGAAGAGCGUAAUGGUGGGUUCGGUCAAACGGAUCAACGGCGGGCGUGUCACCCAAUCAGUGUCGUGCCAUCAGAGCCUGUUUCCUUAUCUGCUCUAUUACUGCCACUCUGUUCCAAAGGUUCGGGUGUACGAAGCGGAUCUUUUAGAUCCGACCAGUAAAGCGAAGAUCAAUCACGGUGUUGCCAUUUGCCACCUGGACACGUCAGCGUGGAGCUCCACUCAUGGCGCUUUCCUGGCUCUGGGUCCGGGUCCCGGUCGGAUUGAGGUUUGUCACUGGAUUUUCCAGAAUGACAUGACCUGGGCUAUUGCUGAUCAUGAGAAUUAAGAAUAAAAAGGGGAGAACAAUGGAGAACUAGAGCAAUU